Molecule: messenger RNA, 1826 nt
Organism: Xiphophorus maculatus (southern platyfish)
Lineage: Eukaryota; Metazoa; Chordata; Actinopteri; Cyprinodontiformes; Poeciliidae
Gene: pipox
Product: pipecolic acid and sarcosine oxidase
Exons: 8
Coding region: 39-1205 (388 amino acids)
Cellular component (GO): peroxisome
Molecular function (GO): L-pipecolate oxidase activity; sarcosine oxidase activity; flavin adenine dinucleotide binding
Source: RefSeq, a predicted model, not a curated record
UGAAUAUGACUACAGUGUGUCCAUGAAGAGCCGGCAGCAUGUCCACUGAGCAGGACUAUGACUGUGUGGUGAUCGGGGCAGGAGUCCAGGGCUCCUUCACGGCCUACCAGCUGGCUAAACACAACAAGAAGACUCUGCUGCUGGAGCAGUUCAUUCUGCCUCACACCCGAGGAAGCUCCCAUGGCCAGACUCGCAUCAUACGUAAAGCCUAUGAGCAGGACAUUUACACGCAGAUGAUGGGGGAGAGCUACCAGCUGUGGGCCCAGCUGGAGAAGGAGGCCGGAGUGACGCUGUACAGACAAACUGGACUGUUAGUCAUGGGACCAGAAACCAGUGGGGAAUACCCACUGGUCAAGAACACCUUGUUGAAGAACAAGGUUCCCACUGUGAUUCUGAACCGUGAUAACUUCCACCAGCACAUCCCCAACGUGGUGCUGUCUGAGGGCCACGGCGCCCUGCUGGAUGAAACCGCCGGCGUUCUGUUUGCAGACCGGGCCCUGAAGGCGGUUCAGCAUCAGUUUCAGAAGUUGGGUGGGGUCAUACGAGAUAAUGAGAAGGUUACGGAAAUCAAGCCUGGUCCGGUUGUCAAGGUGACGACCUCUGGAGGAGCUUAUCAAGCGAGAAAUGUGGUGAUCACUGCUGGACCCUGGACCAAUAAGUUCCUGGCUCACACUGGAAUCCAGUUACCACUGGAGACUGUUAAGAUCAAUGUGUGCUACUGGAAAGAGAAGAUUCCCGGGACUUACGGUGUGAAGCAGCGUUUUCCAUGCUUUGUGGUCACUGGGAGUUUGGAGAGCAAAGAACACAUCUAUGGCCUCCCAUCGAAUGAAUAUCCAGACUUGGUGAAGAUUUGCUACCACAUGGGCAGCAAGGCUGACCCGGAUUACAGAGACCUGCAGACAGACACGUCUGACAUCGAUAUCUUGAAGCGAUACGUUUCCAGAUGCAUACCCGGCCUGGUUCCUGAGCCUGCUGUGGUGGAGAGCUGCAUGUAUACACUAACGCCUGAUCGCCACUUUGUGUUGGAUUACCAUCCGAACUACAGCAACAUCGUCAUUGGAGCAGGAUUCUCAGGUCAUGGCUUCAAGUUCGGCCCAGUCAUUGGUAAGCUCCUGUGUGAGCUCAGCCUGGGAGAAGUGCCUUCCUUUGACCUUUCACCUUUCAAAAUCAGACGUUUCCAGUCAGAGAUGAAAUCAGCUUUGUAGGAUCAGGACUGGAUUCAUGAAUCCUUCCUCCAACUCUUUUAUUCUUUCAGAUCAUUGUUAUAAUCUACAUGUUUAUAUGAUGCCACCAGUUUUAGAGCUCCUAAAGACAAGAUGUGUUUAACAACUAGCCUUUUAGGGCGACUGUGGCUCUAUGGUAGAGUAGUCGUCUUGCGAUCGGAAGGUUGUAGGUUCGAUUCCAGCUUCCUCCUGCCACAUGUCGAUGUGCCUCUGGGCAAGGCACUUAAUCCCAAAUUGCCUACCGAUCUGCAUAUCGGUGUAUGUGUGUGUGUUUGUGAGUGCAACUGGGUGAAUGUGACUCUAGUGUAAAGUGCUUUGAGUGGUCAAAAUGACUGGAAAAGUGCUAUAUAAGUUCAGUCCAUUUACCAUUUUACACAACAUGAAUUUCUGGUUUACUUUGUUUAGUGAUUUCACCAUCUAGAUAAAGUUUAAACCUUAGUGACCACCUGAAGAGGAUCUUAUUACAAAGCAAAAACACUUUUAGAGUCAAAUAAUUUCACAAGUGAAGUUGUUUUUCUCUUCCAAUCACUUUAUAAUUUUCUGACAUUCAGACCAUUUUUAGUCUGACUUGAUAUAUGAGAAUAAAAUUGUAUCUGAAUGAAA